CUAAAUACAUGUAUAGUUCAAAUAUCUUGAAUCAAGAAUAGUUUCCUUUCCUUUUUUAGUAUCAAAUAUUUUAGUUCCAAAAAUGGCUGAUGGACAGCUAAAACCUGUUGCAUCUUUGCUUUUGGUACUCAAUUUUUGCAUGUAUGUCAUUGUUUUAGGCAUUGGUGGAUGGGCUAUGAAUUUCGGCAUCGAUCAUGGUUUCAUCAUAGGUCCAAGAUUUAAUCUUCCAGCACAUUUCUCACCAAUAUAUUUCCCAAUGGGGAAUGCAGCUACUGGAUUCUUUGUUGUGUUUGCUUUGAUUGCUGGAGUUGUGGGAGUUGCAUCAAUCCUCUCUGGAUUCAACCACAUUCGCUAUUGGAACAUUGACAGCUUACAAGCUGCUGCUUCUGCUGCCACCAUUGCAUGGAGUCUUACACUUCUCGCCACGGGAUUUGCCUGGAAAGAAAUUGAAUUGGAGUUAAGGAAUGCAAGAUUGAUAACAAUGGAAGCAUUCUUGAUAAUCCUAUCUUUCACUCAAUUGGUGUAUAUAGCUGCCAUUCAUGGGACAUCAACAAGGAGAUAAAUGAGCUUGAUAUCUAAAUCAUAUAGUGUGAAGAGAGUGGAUUGAGUACUUUUCCAUUUUUAAUUUUUUGUAAUUCUCAUUCUUGUUUGUACAAAUACAUAUUCGACUGAAUUCGUAUAAAAUAAAUAAGUAUUUCACAGUA
Molecule: messenger RNA, 704 nt
Organism: Nicotiana attenuata
Lineage: Eukaryota; Viridiplantae; Streptophyta; Magnoliopsida; Solanales; Solanaceae
Exons: 4
Coding region: 83-562 (159 amino acids)
Source: RefSeq, a predicted model, not a curated record